AUGUUAAGAACAAAAAAUGGUCCGUGGAUUAAUAGUUUCUUUGGAAAUAACUGGAUGAUGUUGUCUUCAUGUAAAAGAUUUAUUUCAGUAGCAAAUAGCAAAUUUACCGAGAAUAAAGUAGGAAUAAAUUCAAAACCAAUUUCCUCAAACUAUGACAACAAAAAAUUAAAGAAGAGCCAUGAUAAGGUUGAUAUAAACAGUAUUCAAGGUACUUUAGAUUAUGGAGAUGAUGGAUUAUACGUUUUUAGCUGUUUAUGUAACAUUUGUAAUAGCAAAAUAACAAAGAAAUUUAGUAAGAAGGCUUAUAAUGAAGGAAUUGUUAUAAUUAGAUGUGAUAAUUGCAAGAAUCAUCACUUAGUAUCCGACAAACUUGGAUGGUUUGGAGAUGAAAGAGAAACUUUUGAUGUAUUUAAACUUCUAAAUAACAAAGAAAUUUCUAUUAAUUAG
This is a messenger RNA of Cryptosporidium ubiquitum, 447 nucleotides long. RefSeq lists its product as uncharacterized. Gene Ontology annotation, cellular component: mitochondrion. The coding region runs from base 1 to 447 and encodes 148 amino acids. Gene Ontology annotation, biological process: protein import into mitochondrial matrix; protein folding; protein stabilization. The transcript has a single exon. Lineage: Eukaryota; Apicomplexa; Conoidasida; Eucoccidiorida; Cryptosporidiidae. Gene Ontology annotation, molecular function: protein-folding chaperone binding; zinc ion binding. The record is from RefSeq and is a predicted model, not a curated record.